Messenger RNA from Peronospora matthiolae, 1494 nucleotides. The record is from the annotation of a GenBank genome assembly. NCBI's taxonomy places the organism in Eukaryota, Oomycota, Peronosporomycetes, Peronosporales, Peronosporaceae.
AUGCAGUUACUUGCAGCUUCGGCCUUGCUGGUCGGAUUGACCACCAGCAUCUCGUUUGAAACGCUUUCGGGGCACGUCACAGUGACAGUCGAUGCGAAGACAACCCUCCUUGAGAACUGGGAGGGGUGGGGUACGUCUCUCUGCUGGUGGGCUAAUGUUUUCGGAGACCGGGAGGACGUUGCGGACCUGUUCUUCACCCACAAGGACGUCGUCACGCUGACUGGGGGGUCGCCCAGCCUCCCUGGUUUGGGCCUCAACAUCGUGCGCUACAACAUUGGCGGGUCCGGUAAAACCACGUUUGAUAGCGCUGGCACGAAGGUCGCAAUGAACGAGUCGCCAAAGAUGCCGGCGUUCAAGUUCAUCGAGACGUUUUGGGUGGACUGGGCGAGUAACGUGUCGACGAGCAAGAGUUGGGACUGGACUGCCGAUGCAAAGCAACGCCAGAUGCUGAAGUUGGCACUGAAACGCGGUGUGGAUGUCACGGAGGCGUUUUCCAACGCGCCGCCUUGGUGGAUGAACUACAACCAUGCUACUGCUGGUGGAGCUGACGGCAAGAAGGACAACUUGCAGUCGUGGAAUCACGACACCUUUGCACUGUACCUGGCUACCGUGGUGAAAGAAGCGAGUGAAAAGUGGGGCGUCAGCUUUACGUACGUCGAACCUUUCAAUGAGCCUUCAAGUCCGUGGUGGACGUUCCCAGGGGGGCAAGAAGGUUGUCACUUUGCAUUGAGUACGCAAAACAGCGUCUUGCUGCACCUUCGGGAGCACCUGAAUCGAUUUGGACUGAAAAAUGUCGUCAUUGCAACGUCCGACGAAAACUCGCCUCCGUUAGCGUUAUCGACGCUCACCUUUAUGUCGGCAUCGCCAAAUGUGAUGGCGACUUUCGGUAAGGUGAACACGCACGGCUACGAAGGCUUGAGUCCCUACCGCGGUAAAGACCGAGGCCCGUUAAAGACGCUGAUUACAAAGUCGGGGAAGAAGUUGUGGGAUUCUGAGUACGGAGAGGCGGAUGGUAGCGGACUCAAGAUGGCCGAAUCUAUUGCGCUCGACAUCAAUGAAAUGGGCGUGUCGGCAUUUGUGUAUUGGCAAGCACUGGACGGUGCAGGUUGGGGGCUCGUGCAGUCGAACCCAGCGGAAGGAACAAUUAGUACACCGAACAUGAAGUACUACGUACUUGCUCAAUACACGCGCCACAUUCGCCCCGGCAUGGCCAUACUCUCGACGAACAACAAACAAACCGUCGUAGCGUACGAUGCUGCAUCCAAAGUGCUGGUGGUGGUCAUGGUGAAUGUAGCCGACGCGGUAACGAACAUCACAUUCGACCUGUCAAGUUUCAAGUCGGUGGCGGGUCCGGUCGGUGCUUGGACCACAGAGACGAGCGGAUCGGGAGGGCGGUACAAGCCAUCGAAGAUCGAACUGACUGGCAAGUCGUUCAGCGCUGCGAUUCCGGCGGCAUCAGUGAUGACGUUUGAGAUCUCAGGCGUUGGAAAAUAG